Messenger RNA from Guillardia theta CCMP2712, 630 nucleotides. RefSeq lists its product as hypothetical. Bases 1 to 630 code for a protein of 209 amino acids. Lineage: Eukaryota; Cryptophyceae; Pyrenomonadales; Geminigeraceae. The transcript has a single exon. The record is from RefSeq and is a predicted model, not a curated record.
AUGGCGGGGCGGAAGGAGAUGGAGGCCAAGGGCGAGGAGGAGCUGGGGGAGGUGAGACGGCUUGAGGGAGGAGGACACUUGUGGAAGGCGUCGCUCGUGCUCUUGGAGUUCCUCGACAAGAAGGAGAAGGGCAACUUCAAAGGAAAGAAGCUCCUCGAGCUGGGAGCAGGUGAGGGUGUUCUGGCGGAGGCCUUAAGCAAGAUGGGUGCGAAGGUUACAGCAACAGAGCGAGGAGGAGGGGGAGGCUGCCUGGACAGGUUGAAGAUGAAGGCGGACAUGGCAUGCGCGGCAGGACUGAGCAUGAAGGCUGUGGAACUGGAGUGGGGGGAGAGAGGAUGGGAGUUAUCUGAGCUCAAAAGCCAUGUAGAGACAUUCGACUAUGUCAUCUUGUCUGAACUCUUCUAUGAUCAAGAGAGUCACGAGGACCUCCUCUGGACUCUGUUGAGGGUGACGGUUCCGGGGAGCAUCGUUUACAGCGUUUUCUGCGACAGACCAUUCUCCUUCAUGUUUUUCGCACUUUUGCAUGACACGGGUGAGUUUGACGUUGAGGAGAUCCCAGAGGCUGAGGUGGACAAACUUGGCAUGAGUGAAGAGGCUCAGAUUCAUCUGCACAAGAUCGUCCGCAGGUGA